AAAAAAGGAAUCAGCUUCUGGGUGUUGCUGCACAGCAGAACAGAUGAGGAUUGGGGAUUAGGGGGUUGGGCCGUCUGCUGGUUGGAAGAAGCGUGCCUCCAGACAUCCAGUCGGUGCGUGGCGGUGCAGCAACGUCGCAUCCCUCCCGCAGCAUCAGCAUCAUCCUCGUAGCCGCACGCCGCAGCACACCGUAACGUAACAAGAGGUUACGCAAGAUGGUAAAACUGGGGAGUCAUCUUCAGGACAAAGGGGCCAAAGCGGCGAGCGUGGAGGACGGCUUCCAAAACGUGCCCCUUAUCACUCCUCUAGAUGUGGGCAGCCUGCAGAGUCAAGCCCCUGACAAGGUUGUGGUGAAAACCCGCACCGAGUACCAGACGGAGAAGAAGAAGAUGAAGGUUCCCAAAGUGGAGGAGUUCACCAUCAGCUUCACCGACGGUGUGUCUGAGAGACUUAAGGUCACCAUCCUGAUCAUCUUGGCCUUAGCCUUCCUUGCCUGCAUUGUGUUCCUGGUGGUUUAUAAAGCCUUCACCUAUGACCACGCCUGCCCAGAUGGAUUCCUCUACAAGCACAAGCGCUGCAUUCCAGCUUCACUGGAGGCUUAUUAUGCCGCACAGGACGCCAACGCCAGGGGCCGCUUCUACACAGUGAUCAGCCACUACAGCAUGGCCAAGCAGACCACCUCGCACUCCGUAUCCCCCUGGUUGCCCGGGGGGGCUGCGGGGAAGCCGCACGAUGGCAAGCCCCCACAUGGCGGCGACGACGCCCACUGAGCCGGGUUGCACAAACGCCAUGAAUACAUAUGAGUGUAUUUUGUGCCAGUAGGGCCUUUAGAGUGCAUGCAGACAUCAGUUACCAGUCACGUUUGGAUUUGUCUGCCCGUUUGCUCUGACUGAGCGCCAUUUUUCUUAUCGUGUUAAAACACAUACAUCUUGCUUAUUUCUCAUUAAUUUAUAUAUCUAUUUUUGACAGUAGUGUGUGGAUUUAUAUGUGACUCAAUCAACUAAUUCAGAGUCUUAUAUCUCCUCUUGUACUGUAUACUAUUUGUAUACACAGUAGGAUGCGUGUCAAAUCCCAUACACAUUAGAUGGGCCGGAAUUAGAUAAAGUGGUGCUUUGAGAUAUAAGUGACCCAACUUAAGAGUGUUCCAAGAUGCAAAUGUUAACGUUUCUUCACACCAGUGUUUUUUUCGUCAACGAUGAUAACGAAAAUACUUAAUCAACGAACACAUUUUUCUCAACGAUGACCCACGAUGACCCCACGUUGAUGAGCUAAAAUCUUGUCUUCAGAGACUAAAACAUAACGAGAUGAAUGCCAGUUGUCGUCUGACGAGACGAGAACGAGACGAAAAUUUGUCAUAAUUUCUGUCAUAAGUUCACAAUGUGUGAUAUCUUCUUAUCGUAUGUGUAGUUAGCACGCAUUUUAGAAGUGUUUGGCCGUGUCACUCAUGUGACGUGCUUUGCCUUAGCAGUGUGCCCAUUCAAGACUCACUUUGUGAAACAAGUCAGAUGCUGCUUGCUAAGUUUUGUUUUCUUAUCUUGGCUAUGCCAUGUAGCUUUAACCUUUAAAGUUCUGCGCCAGUGUUGUUUUUGGCAGCCAUUUUAAUCUUUUGGACGAAAAUACUUAUUAGUCUUAGUUAUAUUUUAGUCAUUUCAAAAUAUGUUCGUCCUCGUCUACUUUUAGUCAACGAAAACAGUCGACAAUUCUCAAAAUUUUUUCGUCUAUAAACUUCAAAAGUUUAAGUCCAUUAAUAAAUAAAUAAAUAGAUAAAUAAAAGUUUUCCAAAAUUUUCGAAUGAACAUGACGGACGAGCACAUAAGUGUAGAGUCUACAAGGACAUCAACAUUUUCAUGAUGAUAAUAAACACUCAGCAAGAAAACAGCACAUUAUUUGCAAAAACUCACCUGGACGCCACUAACUGUAUGUAAAAUGUUUUCCAAAAGUUUAAGAAGACACCGAGUCACCGCGCUAAGUGCUAAUGCUAACGGAAACGCUAUGCGUACGUGAACGCUAUGCUAACGCUACAAGUCAGUUUAGUGUGUGACGAUCACUCAACAAAGACCUCGAAAGGCUAAAGCAACGUAUCUAACCAAGAUAAAAAGCAAAACUUACACAUAUCUUUUACAAAAGGAGCCUGGAAUGGGCAUAGUCUUCACUCACGCGCUGGAGAGUUAGCGUGUGUGUGGUGCAAGGGGUCAGGGUGAGGCGCAGCACGUCACAUGAGUGACACGACCAAACACUGCUAAAUGCGUGCUAAACUACACAUACGAUAAGAAAAUAUCAAACAUUAUGAAUUUAUGACGGAAAUUAUGACAAAUUUCCGUCUUGUUCUCGUCUCAUCAGACGACAACUGGCAUUCAUCUCGUUAUGUUAUAUUCUUCCAAGACACGUUUUCAGCGUGUCGUCGUGACGUCAACGUCAUGAAAAAAAUGUUCGUUGACCAAACAUUUUCGCCAUCGUUGACGAGUACAACACUGGUCUGUGCUUAGUGAUCAUCACACACUAAACUAACUUGUAGUGUUAGAAUAGGGUUCAUGUUAGCGUUAGCAUUUAGCGCGGUAACUUUGUGUCUUCUUAAACUCUUGGAAGACUUUUUACAAACAAUGUGUGGCGUCCAUUUCGAGUUUCAUUAAUUGCAAAAAAUGUGCUGUUUUCCUGCUGAGUAUGUAUUAGCAUCAUGAAGAUGCUGAUUUCCUUGUAGACUCUACAAUUAUGUGCUCGUAUGUCAAUGUUCGUUCGAAAUUGUCGGAAACAUUUAAUUUAUUUAUUAAUUUAUUGAUAGACUAAAACUUUUGAAGUUUAUCGACGAAAACAUUUUGAGAAUUGUCGACUAAAACUUGGCAAAAUUUGUCUGACUUUUCCUUGACUAAUAAGUAUUUUCGUCCAGAAGUCUAAGACGAAGACGAAAAUUAAAAGAGCUGCCAAAAACAACACUGCUUCACACCAAACAAAGACAAUUCCACCUUGUACAUUUUAAAAAAACAUACAAAUGACAAUGGUAAUAGUCGCGGUUUUAGAAGCACACAUAACUUGAACACAAACUAAGGAGCGGCACAUUUAGGAAGAUAAAAUACUCACAGGCAUAUAUUCUUUAUCCUCUGCGAAUAUGUCUAAUAUUUUGGUUUAUUUGUGAGUCAAUUACAAUAGUAGGAUGAGAAAUAUUGUAUAUUCGGAUAAAAUACUAUACCAAAAGUGACUUUUUCUAAAAUAGUUGUAUUUUUUAUUGGGGAGAUGAUUGACGUUCCCAUUCAUUUUCAUGUGAAAAGAUGAUUUUGAGACUUGUAUCUCAAGGCACCACUGUAUCAAUGAUUUAUUUUCUUCAAUAUUACCAUUUUGUUACUGUUCUAGUUUCUCUCUCCAGGAUUCAGUUUCUAUCCCUCAGUUUUUCUUUAUUCUUAUCUCCUUAUCCCCCCUCCAUUUAGUUAAUUAAUUCCUUCCUAUUUCAUUACUGCUUUCUCUUUGAACUGCUUUUUAUUCUUACAUCUUCCUUCUAUACCUUUCGAAUUCUGCUUUGCAGUUUUCCAAACUUCUAAGUUGCCUAGAAAAGUGUGAACAUGCUUUUGGCCUAGCAUCUUAUAUCUAAUGAUGAGCCAUUCUACCGCUUCUGCUGUGUACCCUCAGGCAUGACCCCCACCCCACAUCCCCCAUCAAAAAAGUUGAAAAAGUGUGCCCUCUGGUGUUUGUUGUUUGACUUUUAAAUUUCUUCUCAAAACACCAGUGAGGAAUUUUUAACUUCCAGCAUUCGUAAACAUCCUCUGAAGUGAAAUACUCGCUAUUUGAGCCCUCAUAUGUACAUAGUAACGUGCUUGCUUUUUUGGGUAUCACAUUCAUUGCAGAUGUUUGUCGUAGCUUUAAAUUGUAUUACUAAGAAUGAUAAUAUUUUUUACAUUUUUGCAGUAGCUUCAAGUCAAAAGCCAUUUACAGGUUUGCGAAUGAAGGUGUGUAUUUGAAGGGGCCGUUUCUAACAUGCAGUACAACUGAGAUUGUUUAUGAACAGCUGUUUUGGUUAGCACGAGUUCAAACGUGAUCAAAAGUUGACUAUGUAAUGACAUCUGCUGCUUGUUUUGAGCUAAAUGUAUUACGCUAUAACCCAAGACUGUUAAUUGCUGCUGUUUUGGUGAGCAAAAGUUCAAUUGUAAUUGCAGUUACCAUGUGUUUGCUAAUUGGGUAAAGAGUGGCACUUAUGACACACCCAGUUUGCUUCACUUCAUGGGAAAAUACAGAAAAAAAGAAAAGCUGGUAACGUUCAUUUCCAAAGCAUUUAUUUAUCAUGUUUAUUUAUGAGCGCAGCUUUUUAUUUUUGAAAGCAUCUGAUCUACAAUGAAGACCGCUUUCAGUGAGCUGUUGUGAUGUUGUUAGUUGAUAGUGUAUUGUAGCCGUCCCCGUAACGAUUCCUUGUGCGUUCCCCGCCCGCUCUCUCUCAGUUCAAAAGGAUCCCAAUAAAAAGAUGGAGUGACCCGUAAUCAACUUGUCCGUGUGAU
This is a messenger RNA of Corythoichthys intestinalis (scribbled pipefish), 4478 nucleotides long. It is a transcript of the gene nsg2, whose product is annotated as neuronal vesicle trafficking associated 2. The record is from RefSeq and is a predicted model, not a curated record. Gene Ontology annotation, biological process: endosomal transport; G protein-coupled dopamine receptor signaling pathway; clathrin coat assembly. NCBI's taxonomy places the organism in Eukaryota, Metazoa, Chordata, Actinopteri, Syngnathiformes, Syngnathidae. Gene Ontology annotation, molecular function: clathrin light chain binding. The transcript is spliced from 5 exons. Gene Ontology annotation, cellular component: membrane; endosome. The coding region runs from base 216 to 770 and encodes 184 amino acids.